Colletotrichum chrysophilum is the source of this 435-nucleotide messenger RNA. RefSeq lists its product as uncharacterized. Lineage: Eukaryota; Fungi; Ascomycota; Sordariomycetes; Glomerellales; Glomerellaceae. The record is from RefSeq and is a predicted model, not a curated record. The transcript has 2 exons. The coding region runs from base 1 to 435 and encodes 144 amino acids.
AUGUGCACCGCCGAAAACAUCUACUACACAGCCUGCGGCUGCUUCUCCGGCCACCACAUCACCUGGCUCUGCCCCCGCUCCACAACCACCCCCGGCGCCGGCACCGUCUGCCCGGCCAUCGACGCCCAGGGCGUCCUCCGCCGGCCGGGGAAGUGCCUCCCGUGCCGCCGGCGCGACUGGCAGCAGCAGGUACUCGAGCGCCUCCUCCCCGUCCGCGACGCUCUUCCCCCGAGCGGCGGUGACCUUGUCAGCGAUAGGCUUACCCUUCUUAGCGCGAUGAUUCGACGGGCCGUGGAGAAUUCGAAUUCGAACGGGAAUGGGGUUGGGAAGAUGGAGGAUGAGACAGGUAACGAGGGGCAGCAAGAGGAGUCAACGGGGGAUGAGGUCCAGCAGGAGGUCGUGGAGACGGAUAGCACGGCGUGGCAUCAGGAGUGA